Paralichthys olivaceus (Japanese flounder) is the source of this 737-nucleotide messenger RNA. The record is from RefSeq and is a predicted model, not a curated record. Lineage: Eukaryota; Metazoa; Chordata; Actinopteri; Pleuronectiformes; Paralichthyidae.
GGGGAGACAGAGAUCCCAUCAGUGGCCGUCACUAAGUCUCCUAAAGGACUCAGCCUGGAUGGGCUGGAGAUUGAGCCUGACUCCUACGACGUCCCCGCCGACCUCUCCUCCGAUGAGGAGUACUUGAGCGUGGAGGAGACGGACUCCUCACGAGCAGCUCGCCUCAAGAAGUCAGUCGUGAAGAGCACGGAGUCCCUGAAGGCCGCCUUCUCCAAGGAGAACAUGAACAAGACUAAAGACAACCUCGGCACCAAGUUCCACAACCUGGGCGAGAAGGUCAUGCCACACGAGCGCCGGGAGAAGAUGCACCAGGCCGGAGAGCGACUGAAGCAGUCCGGUGAGCGGCUGAAGGAGAACAUCGCCAAGAAGGCUCCGAGCAAAGAGACGUUCCGCAUCAAGCUGAAGAAGGAGAGGGCCGUCGCUGAGGGACAGGAGGGCGCGGAGGCCGACCCCGAGGCCCAGGUCGAGGAUCCGCAGGAGCCCUCUCCGGGUGUCGCCUACACCGAGGUCGGCCUGGAAACCAAAAGGGAGGGGCCUGUGGAGGAGGCCGGCGCCACCCGGAUAGGAUAGAAAGACUACAAGAAGAAGAUUGCACGUGACUGGACAGCACUGACAGGGAGAGGAGUUGGGACACUCGGACAACAAGGAUGGACACUUUCAUUAGACCUGAGACGGUGUUGGCACUGAAGACAAAAUAUCAAUAUAUGAACUGGUAAUUUAUUAAAUGUGCAAAUUAA